This is a messenger RNA of Gloeophyllum trabeum ATCC 11539, 1890 nucleotides long. RefSeq lists its product as uncharacterized. The transcript is spliced from 16 exons. Lineage: Eukaryota; Fungi; Basidiomycota; Agaricomycetes; Gloeophyllales; Gloeophyllaceae. The record is from RefSeq and is a predicted model, not a curated record. The coding region runs from base 1 to 1890 and encodes 629 amino acids.
AUGACCGAAACUAAAUCCGUCGGCGAAGAGACUCCUACGAGAAAAACGGCUAGAAAGCCUGUUCCUAAUCGACAACGCGGAAGUCCUGUUGAAGUCUCCCGGGUUACAAAGUCCACUUCUGCCAAUACUAUUGAGGCGACGGAGGCGGACUCUGAUGGGGAGGCGGUAAUCAGUAUACACUCGGACAGCGACGACAAGUCUUUCCCGGAGUUUGCAUCUCAGGUUCGCAAGGUUGGCGGAAGCAGACACACGCCGGUAAAACCCAAGCGCCGCGACGCCAAAGGCAAAAGUCGGGCCAUUGUCAGGUCAGAGGAUGACCAAAGCGAGCCGGAUAUAGAAGUCGCCCAAGCUAAGAAGAAAAGCAGUGGCACCCGGGGGAAAAGUACCUCCCAAAACGUUCUCCAGGAAGAGUUAGAGGGCGAAGAUGAAGAGUUCCCGUCAAUUUCUGAAUUGGCCGCGUCAACCGUGCAAGUUAAGGGUCCGGCUGUCACCCACGUCGAUAAAAAAAUUUCCGUCAGAGGUACCAAGCGCAAGACGGAGAUCCAAGAGCACGCCGAAGGAGACCAUGACAGCGGUGUGGAAGAGAUUUCGGUGAAGCCAAAGGAUAACAAAUCGGCUAAACGGACUAAGACUACCGGCAGCCCUGACAAACCCUCGAUGAAAGGACACAAUAAUGAUCGCAAGCCUGAAGUCAAACGUGAGAAGACCCCAUCUCCUACUCCGGCAGGCGGCAACGUCGAAGACGGAGAUGGUCUCCCCAUUGUGAAAGGCUUUGGUAGCGACGAUGAAAAUAACAGGGAGCAAGAUGAAGAAGAGGAUGUGGUAGAAGUCCCCGUUAUUAGAGGUCGUCAGUCUCCAGUUACCCCGGAACCUGCCGUAGCGGCUCCGGUUGUACCGACGGUUCCCGAUCCCACUUUAAUCGAGGAAUUGAUGGAUCCCCUUCUGAGGGAUACUUAUAACAAUCUCCCGCACUUGCAGCGAUUGGGCCUGUUGGAACCUUCCUAUGGCCGAUACAGCGACGGCGGACAGGUAAUGUUCAGUGGUUGGCGUAGCAUUGUCAAGUGCUAUCUGCACCCGGGGUGCCAAACCGCCUUGGAGGGAAAGCAAUGCAAGCACAUGGAUGAAAUCAUGCAGUACAUCAAGAUGGCCAUCGUCUUUGACCGCAAAGACACAGCGCGAGACCGGUUCAUUAAUCUGUCCAGGAUUUCCCCCGAUAUCUUACUUGCUUCCACGGCGAAAGGGGCCACCUUGCAUGUGAAGCCCCUAAUAAGCAGACCGGCUCUGUGCACCUCCGUGAUAUUGGUACGCGAGUCCCAUUUAACGUCCUAUAUACAACACGGGGACUACGUCCAGAAGUACAUUUCCGGUAUUUUUCAUACCAUUGAAUGGGAGAGGUUUGCCGCGGUGGUGUGUGAAGCAUAUAACCGUCCUGAUGGCAUGAAGACUCGACUCCAAGGGAGUGUAAUCCAAUUUACCAGUAGAUCUGUCAAGGUGUCCGACUUGGAUGGUGGUAAUGAUGAGCCUUUGCCCGCUCAAGACAUCCCCGGCUUGUUCAGUCCCAAGAAAUCCGGUCGGACGGAAAAGGCUUCUAAAUCCUCGUCUUCUUCCAAGGCGCCUGGUACUCUGAAACCCGUCUUAGAACCGACAGACUUUAUUCCUGUAUACGAUGCACGUCUUGAGAUUCUCGACAGACCCCUUGAUUUCAAGAAACUAAUUGGUGACAUUCCCUCUCUGAAUUUGCCAUUGUACCGUAAGGAGAUCCGUCCCCUUUCUGCUGCCUUGGUAGUAUAUACGGUGGGGCAAUGGUACGGUGGAACAGGGCCGGUAAAAUAUCCUAAUCUGUCUUUGAACGUGCAGUGGGUAGUGCUUCUCAGUAGUCCUCCCAUGUAA